GUGCCAGCCUGGGAAUCCCUGUCUAGCAUUAUCUAUGCAGUAAAUGGGCAUUUGAAAAGAAUGCUCCUUCAUCUUAAAUAUCAGAAAUAACAUAUCCGGCCAUAAUGUCUACAUCUGUAAUGUCUCCACCAGCUGAUACCAUCCUUCCAAACGUGUCUUCUCAAGAGUUUUGGAGGUCCCAGGCAUGGGGCUACACCACAUCCGUUACAGGUCAUAUCAGCCAUAGAGCUAACAAUUUUAAAAGGCAUCCAAAGAGGAGAAAACUAAUCCGGCCUUCACCUCCUCCUCCUCCCAAUACCCCCUGUCCUCUUGACCUCAUUGAUUUUGUAGAUCUUUAUCCUCGAAGAUCUUUUUUGGAACUUUUAUUUAAUGGAUGUAUUUUAUUUGGAAUCGAGUUCUGUUAUGCAAUGGAAACUGCAUAUGUCACUCCUGUGCUAUUACAGAUGGGUCUUCCGGAUGAAUUCUAUAGCAUGGUGUGGUUUAUCAGUCCAAUAUUGGGUUUUAUGCUGCAGCCUCUCUUAGGGGCAUGGAGUGAUUCGUGCACAUCAAGGUUUGGGCGAAGAAGACCAUUCAUUCUAGUUCUUGCCAUAGGAGCUUUGUUUGGGCUUACUCUGCUGCUCAAUGGACGGGAUAUGGGACUGGCCAUUGCUGAUACAACAAGUCACCAUAAAUGGGGACUUAUUCUCACAAUCUGUGGUGUUGUACUCAUGGACUUUAGUGCAGAUUCUGCUGAUAAUCCUAGUCAUGCUUACAUGAUGGAUGUGUGCAGCCCAGAAGAUCAAGACCGAGGCCUUAAUAUUCACGCUUUGCUUGGAGGACUUGGUGGUGGAUUUGGCUAUGUCGUUGGUGGAAUAAACUGGAACAAUACAAGAUUUGGAAAAGCAAUGGGUGGACAAUUGAGAGUUAUUUAUAUCUUCACUUCAAUAGCGCUGACCAUCACCACAAUUUUAACUUUAAUUAGCAUUCCAGAAAAAACUAUCCAAUCGUUCAUAAAAAAGAAGAAGGUAAUGAAAAGUCCAAGUCUUCCUUUGCCUCCUUCACCGCCUGUAUUUUUUGAAGAAAGUGAAAAUCUGAACCCUAGUUCCCGGAACUCAGCCCAUUUGUAUGCAAGUUUUACAAGUCCAAUCUCCCCACUUAGCCCUCUCACACCAAAGUAUGGAAGCUUUCUUAGUAGAGACAAUUCCUUAACUGGAAUAAAUGAAUUUGCUUCCUCUUUUGGAACCACAAAUAUAGACAGCGUCCUUAUAGACUGCUUUACAGGAGGGCAUGAGUGCUACUUAGCACCUUCUAGUAGUUUACCUAGACAAGCCAGUAGUCUUCCUCGAAUACCUGAAAGCUUGUACUGCAGUGGGAAUGGUGUCUUGGACUCUGGAGAGAAUAUUUCAACGCCUGGAACCGAAAGAGAACAUUUAAGUGUUGGAUCUCUUGAUGCAAAACAGAAUCGAUCGUCUGGAAUUUUGAAACGGCCGCAGUCGUUAGCUAUCCCAGAUAUAAUCACUGGAACAUGUUCUGAAAGUAGCAGGAGGCGAAAUGUGACAUUUAGCCAACAGGUGGCUAAUAUAUUGCUGAAUGGUGCAAAGUAUGAGAGUGAGCUUAAUGGAUCUACUGAGAUGUCUCAGCGACCACUAUCAAUGAGACUACUGUGUUCAUCCAUCUGCCAUAUGCCUAAGGCACUACGUAACCUAUGCAUUAAUCACUUCCUAGGAUGGCUGUCCUUUGAAGGAAUGCUUCUGUUUUACACAGAUUUCAUGGGAGAAGUGAUAUUUCAAGGGAACCCGAAAGCCCCUCACACAUCAGAGGAAUACCAGAAAUAUAAUGCUGGUGUCACAAUGGGUUGUUGGGGAAUGUGUAUAUAUGCUUUUAGUGCUGCAUUUUAUUCAGCCAUAUUAGAAAAGCUUGAAGAAUAUUUCAGUGUUCGCACCCUGUACUUUAUAGCAUAUCUUGCUUUUGGACUUGGCACCGGUAUAGCCACACUGUCUACCAACAUCUAUCUAAUCUUAUCUUUAUGUAUAACCCACGGAAUCUUAUUUUCCACACUUUGUAUACUGCCAUAUUCUCUGCUCUGUGAUUACUACCAGAAUAAAAAAUUUGUGGGGUCCAGCUCGGACGGAACCAAACGUGGAAUGGGUGUAGAUAUAUCUUUGCUAAGCUGUCAGUAUUUUCUGGCUCAGAUUCUUGUUUCAGUUAUAAUGGGACCUUUAACCUCCAUGGUUGGAAGUGCUAAUGGCGUGAUGUAUUUUUCAAGCAUCAUAUCAUUUGUUGGUUGUUUCUAUUCUUCCUUAUUUGUCAUCUAUGAAGUACCACCAAGUGGAGAUUAUGAAGAAGAACAGCAACCUCUUUUGAUCAAUAUCUGACAAAUGAACAUUAAUAUUUUUAAAACUUGAAAUAAAACACUCAAAGGAUAUUGAGUUGCCUUGAGUUUGUUUGUUUUUUUGCCAAAUAUUCUGAUUAUAAUUUCAUAAAAUAUGAGCUAAAAUACUGAGCAAAAUAAAAAGAAAAUUGUAUCACAAAA
Molecule: messenger RNA, 2512 nt
Organism: Bombina bombina (fire-bellied toad)
Lineage: Eukaryota; Metazoa; Chordata; Amphibia; Anura; Bombinatoridae
Gene: SLC45A1
Product: solute carrier family 45 member 1
Exons: 9
Coding region: 105-2354 (749 amino acids)
Biological process (GO): transmembrane transport
Cellular component (GO): membrane
Molecular function (GO): sucrose:proton symporter activity
Source: RefSeq, a predicted model, not a curated record